AUGUCUAGUAUAUCUAAAAGAAGAAAAGAAGGGUCAAGAGGCAAUAUAAAGAGCAUGGGAGACCACCAGGAAUUUUUGAAAAGGAUAUCUAAGACCUUAUACUAUGGGCAGUUACCCACUCUAUCCAGCUUGAGCCUUCCAGUCACAGAAAUAUCAUGUGAGGUGUGGUCAAUGGCACAAAGAGGACACUCUGUUCGGCGGCUGCACGCAGACCAGGCAGCAAGCAUUGCUCGUUCUGCCUGUGUUUCACCGUGUGCACUUGUUCUUGCAAUCCUGUAUUUAGAGCGACUUAAACUUUGUAAUCCUGACUACUUAACUGCAACUUCUCCAGCUGAUCUCUUUCUAGUCUCUUUGAUGGUUAGUAACAAGUUUCUCCAAGACGAUGGUGAAGAUGAUGAAGUGAUAUGUUCAGAAUGGGCUGCCUCAGGAGGGCUUGACCUUCAUCAACUGAACAAACUUGAGGCAGACUUUCUGAAUGCUAUUGAAUGGAAUUUAUACAUUAAUGAAAAAACAUUUGAAAGUGGACUUUUAUGGCUCGAGAGACAAGUGGCAAUGAAGCAGGCUUUGAUGAGAGGGUUUUUUACAUAUACUGAUCUUGCAGUUACAUGCAACAAAACUUUGAUGAGUGAGCUGAUGAAGUCAGUCGGCUGUGCCUGCUUUACUCUUACCUUUAGUUAUUUGAGCAGUUUUAUAACUUUAGUCACUUCAACUUUGGUUGUAUCAAAUGUUUGGCUUCCAACUCUAGAAUCUGUCGUGGCCAGAGGAAGCAUUGCAACCGAUAUUUCGUCCCACUCAAUAUCUUCUACCGACAUGUAUUUACAACCGGAACUUUUUAAUACUACUUUAGCACAAAUUGCUGAAAUUAUUGUUGAGGAAAAUGUUGACUCACAAUUUAUAAAGUGUUGUGUGAACUGGCAAAAGUAUCUUGAUGAUAAAAGGGAAACCAAGAAGAAUUGGUAUUGGGGUGUUGUUGCAUACGAUUUUAAAACAUUUCAAACGUGGUGGUCUAAAACAUCUGUUUUGAAUUGGCUGUAUCAAAGUUCCUUUAUUAAUCCUAUACAAAGGUGGUUAGAGAAUAUAAAUAAAUAUGCAGAAUUUAUAAAAGACAACCUAGAGAGCGAGAACAAAUCGAGGAAACAAUGUAAAGAUACUUUCAUGAAGGUUAGUGAAAAGGGGUACUGCUUCCAAGAACGUCUCAACUAUAGCAAACUUAAUAUUUUCACAACAUCCAUGUCCGACCGAUAA
Molecule: messenger RNA, 1245 nt
Organism: Pieris macdunnoughi
Lineage: Eukaryota; Metazoa; Arthropoda; Insecta; Lepidoptera; Pieridae
Source: the annotation of a GenBank genome assembly